AUGAGUUCCUCAGCCGCCAUGUCCGCGGCGGCAUCAACGGGCUCGCGCCACGCCGGCCCUGCGUUGUCGCCGUUGGUGGCAAGACAAUAUUCCCGCAGUAUCUAUCGCUGUGCACGGAGUCAACGUGACCAGAAGGACCGCACUCGGCGAUCUCGAUCCAACUUCUCAGACCUGUCUGCGACGCGCAGCUUCUGGGAGGCAGAGCGCGAGCGGAUGCAGCAGCGUAUGGAGGCGCUGAACGCUGAUCCCGUUGGUGCAGUCUUCGGACGCAAACUGGAGCCCUUUCAGGCGUAUGGGAAGCGGUCAGGUUACGUCCAAUCGUUACUCAACAAACCCACGCACAUCCGCUCCAUGUGGCAAACGAAGAGAGGCGAACACUCAGCUCUCGACUAUGAUCCGGUCACCGGGCAAAUGACACCGAGAUCGCCGAAUUCGGGAUCAUCACAUGUUGUGGACUGCCCGCCCGGCAGUGAAAUCGAGGCCAAGUUUGUGUCAAACCCGUCCUUGGUUGAGGAUGGUCAGUUCCAGCCCAGCAGCUUCAAGCCGCAGCAGCCAGAACCCAUCACAACAAUCCGUGCCAACUCCGUGGAUUGCUCACCCGGCAGCGAAUUGGAGGUUGCUUUCCUCUCCAACCCGUCCGGCUUCAAUGAUGCGCAAUAUCGACCCCACGUGCCCGGUGACCAGGCAGCGAAGCCCAACGUCAACAUCACCUGUGCUCCCGGCAGUGAAUUGGAAGCCUUGUUCGUAUCCGAGACUGUCCGCUCCGAAAACGACCAGCCCCAGCUUGGAGCCUUCCAGGUGCAGGCUAGCACGAAGGAGCUCAACGCCGACGCUGGACUCAGCAACCGCACAAAUAUCGAGUGCGCGCCCGGCAGUGAGCUAGAAGCGAUGUUCAUGUCUCACCCCGCCGCCACAAAAGAUCAAAGCCGUCCCGUGGAAGCGUUUGGACAACACAUGAACACGAGCAAUGUCCCUGUCGACUGCCCUCCUGGUAACGAACUGGAUGCCCAAUUCAUGGCGCAGUUCGCCUCUGUGAAUCUCGAGGCGGACACCAAGGCUAGCUCGAGCAUUGAUUGCUCGCCUGGCAGUGAGAUCGAGGCCAUGAUUACCUUUGAGGCCCAAAAUGAAGGUGCCUCUAUUGACUGCCCUCCGGGGAGUGAACUGGAGGCAAAGUUCAUCGCCGAUCCCGCCGCUGCUGAGGAUGGACAGUUCCAGCCUGGUCUGAUGGCCCAUCCUUCUCCCGUCAAGGCCGCCAACGUCUCUGUCGACUGCAUGCCCGGCGAUGAACUGGUCGCCAAGUUCCUUUCCGAGGCCGCCAGCGUGAAUGCCGAGGCGUUGACCGCCAGCGCCAUUCACGCCCGCUACACUUCCAAGGAGUCGCAGCGCGAAUUCCGGCCUCUGCGGUUCGACGGCUCAGAGGACCGCGUCGGGGACUUCCUUGCCCAAAACGAGGCCCUGGUUCAGGAUAUUGAGGCUGCUGCCACAUAUCGCAUCCUCUCGUACGAUGUCACAUCGAAGCAGGUGACGGCUUCAGAGGCCGACUCGUUCUUCGGGUCAGGCGAAAGCAGGACACCAAACCAAGUCCUCUCCCGUCUCCACAACCCCUCCAAGUUCACGCCAUACCUAGAGCAGCUGCAAAGGGACGGCUACGAAAUCGCCACAGGUGGCGGCGAUAUCCUGGUCCUCCGCAAGUUUGAAUCUUCCAUGCCUGGUGCACAAGACUCUUCCGAACUGGCAGCCGCCAACGCCGAGAUCGCCAAACACAUCCGCCACGACUCAUUCCAAUCCACCCCCAAGAACAACAAGAGCAGAGUGGUCACAAGACAGGAAACCGUGUUUACAGGUGGGCCUCCCAAUUGGUCCCCGUGGCCACCGACCUCUUCGGCUGCAAAGAAUGAAGCUGAACUUUCAACUUUCUCGCAAUCUAGAUCCUCAUCCUCAUCAUCAACGUCUCACGCCGCGCUUCAGCGAAUGCUCCUGGCAGGCACCGCGACCGCAGCCUCGUGCUACGCCAUCGCAGUGGUAACGGAGUUCUUCCGUACCGGCGGCGCAGACGGGCGCGGCAUCGAUGCAUUUACGGCCUUUGAGUCGGAGAGGCGGCGCUAUCGACAGUGA
This is a messenger RNA of Penicillium lagena, 2115 nucleotides long. RefSeq lists its product as uncharacterized. The transcript has a single exon. NCBI's taxonomy places the organism in Eukaryota, Fungi, Ascomycota, Eurotiomycetes, Eurotiales, Aspergillaceae. The record is from RefSeq and is a predicted model, not a curated record. Bases 1 to 2115 code for a protein of 704 amino acids.